AUGGCGCCAACUGAAAUCACUUUUGUCACUGGCAAUGCCAACAAAUUGAAAGAGGUACAGAUGCUGCUAGCAGCUGAAGACAAAAAAGGCUCCAUCACCUUAAAGAAUGAGCCACUUGAUUUGGAUGAACUGCAAGAUGUUGACUUAAAGGCAAUUGCACUAACAAAAUGUAAACAAGCUGUCAAAGAACUAGGUGUCGGUACCCCAGUAUUUGUGGAAGACACUGCACUCACUUUUGAUGAGUUCAAUGGCCUACCUGGUGCCUACAUCAAAUGGUUUUUGAAGAGCAUGUCGCUUGAGAAAAUAGUAAAGUUACUAGAACCAUAUUCCAACAAAGGUGCAGAGGCAAUCACAACCAUUGCCUACUGUGACGAAAAUGGUGAAUAUCAUAUUUUCCAGGGAAUCACCAAAGGUAAGAUCGUCGACAGCCGUGGCCCAACGAAUUUUGGCUGGGAUUCCAUAUUUGAACCUCUAGAAGGUAAGGGUAUGACAUACGCUGAAAUGGAGAAAGAUUUCAAGAACACAUUGUCUCACAGAGGCAAGGCCUUUGUCGAGUUUAAGAAGUUCUUAUAUGCUUAA
Molecule: messenger RNA, 579 nt
Organism: Nakaseomyces glabratus
Lineage: Eukaryota; Fungi; Ascomycota; Saccharomycetes; Saccharomycetales; Saccharomycetaceae
Gene: HAM1
Product: nucleoside triphosphate pyrophosphohydrolase HAM1
Biological process (GO): nucleoside triphosphate catabolic process
Cellular component (GO): cytoplasm
Molecular function (GO): nucleoside triphosphate diphosphatase activity
Source: RefSeq, a predicted model, not a curated record